CUCGCUCCCAGUCCCCGCCGUCUCAUUUGCCACCUCCCAACGCGUGACCCCGGCGCGUCGCGUCCCGGGCCGGUGUCAGACGCGGGGUGCGCCAAGCGGUCCCAUGUGCCCCCUCCCUCUCGCGGCCGCCGCAGUCACCGCGCCCCGAACCCCGCUCCGGCUCCUCGGCAGAGGGCUCGCCGCCGCCAUGUCUACCGCCCGGCCACUCAAAUCCGUGGACUACGAAGUGUUCGGGAGAGUGCAGGGUGUUUGCUUCAGGAUGUACACUGAAGAUGAGGCUAGGAAAAUUGGAGUGGUUGGCUGGGUGAAGAAUACGAGCAAAGGCACUGUGACAGGCCAAGUGCAAGGCCCUGAAGAGAAAGUCAAUUCCAUGACCGCUCGACUUCCAGCACCGUGGCUGAAGCCUGGAGGAGGGGAUGGCCCUGGGUCUGUUCCCUUUAAUCUGGGAAGCAAACUCCGCAGGACCGCGCCGCUGUCCGCCCCCAUCCGCCCAACAGCCUGCAGCACAUUUCUGUGUGUGCACCAUGGGCUGUCUCUAGCUGUAACCAGCUUCCCAGCCAUGGUAACCAAGCACUGGGGAGUCAUUGAAAAAGUUCAGUCAGGGAGCAGCACAGAAUUUGGGGGUUAG
Odocoileus virginianus texanus is the source of this 628-nucleotide messenger RNA. Lineage: Eukaryota; Metazoa; Chordata; Mammalia; Artiodactyla; Cervidae. The record is from RefSeq and is a predicted model, not a curated record.